Vitis vinifera (wine grape) is the source of this 1563-nucleotide messenger RNA. RefSeq lists its product as uncharacterized. Lineage: Eukaryota; Viridiplantae; Streptophyta; Magnoliopsida; Vitales; Vitaceae. The transcript has 2 exons. Bases 654 to 1316 code for a protein of 220 amino acids. The record is from RefSeq and is a predicted model, not a curated record.
UCACUUUCUGCAGCUAAUUUUAGACAGGUGUCACAAUCUCAAGGAACCACGUGUCACCCCGUAAUUGACCUUCAGUGAAUCAGGUAGUGGAGUUGAAGGAGCCAUUGAAUGGUUGACACCUGUAAAGGGGAUUUGAAAAAAAAAAAAAAGCUGCAGACGGUUAAGGGGGGGAGCGUUUCUGUUAUAGUGGAGGAGGCCAGCUGCAGGAGAAGGGAGAGCUUUUCGGUGCUGGUCUGGGAGAUGUUUUCAGGGGAGAGUUUUCCUUGCUGGUUUUCAAGGAUUUUUUGGGAGAGGAGCUUUUGUUUUGGUUAUUUUGGGUAGAGAGAGGGGGAGAGAGGGGGCCAGCUGUGUGAGAGUUUAGGGAGAAGGUGAGAAAAACAGAGAGAGAUGGGAGCUUGAAGGAGGAGAAGAAGUUUUCUGACAGCUUGAGAAGAGCUCAGAGAGAAAACCAGGGGGAUUUUUCUGGUCUUUGAGGAGGAGGUUUUCUUGAGGAGAAAAUGAGGAUAGCUUUGCUGGGGUUUUCUUGAACUUGAGAGAGAGGAGGAGGGAGCUUUCACAGAAGAGGCAGGAUAACUUGGAGUCCUGUUGGUCUUUGCUGGAGAAAAACUCCCUCAGAGCACAUUGAGAUUAGACUUCUUCAGUUGAGGUUCACCAUGUCGGACGAGAUCACACCCAUUACUCUUACUGCUCUUUAUGAGAUGAUGACGGAUUUGACGAAGAGGAUUGAGAGGAUUGAGCUUAUUUUGUCAGAGUAUCCAUCGUCAUCGAGAGGAGCUCCAGGAGUAGCGAUGCCUUCAUUGCCACAUUUGACUCCAUCGAUGUUUGCUACUUUGGGUGCCUCACAUCCACGACCUCGCCCACAUUCAGUGUUCCAGCAACAUUCCUCAUCCAUUUCACUGGCUACGCCGACACGACCUUCGCCCCAAUUUCAGGGCCCUCCAGUUAUCACAGUUCCUCAGGAGCGAUUUCCCCCUCAUCGACGAUGUCGGAGACACUUUUUAGAUUUGGGCGCACCCCUGAGCGGGGUUUUUGAGACGUUGCAGGCCAUGGGAUUUUUGGCUCCUCUGGCUCCUAGGGCACUUCCAGAUCCUGUGCCUCCACAGUUUCGUCUUGAUUUAUAUUGUGCGUACCACCAGUCAGUAGGGCAUCACACUGAUCGUUGCACUGCUCUACGACAUGCCAUACAGGACAUUGUUGAUUCUGGGACAUUUGGGCAUCCUCAGUCUGAUAUGUUUCCUAUUCCUAUCUCAGCUCAGGCCUUGCAUGCCGACGCUCAUUCACCAGCAGUCCCUGAUCUUAUUGAUUUGGGCGAUUGACUCAUGAUUGGCUUACCUUGGUAUAGUGGCACUCAGAUUUUGUUCAUUCUGUGGCCAGAGAUGUGAUGGCAGGACCAGUCACUGUUUUUGUUUUUGUUUGUUUGGUCUUGUUUUACUUUUGACAUUUAGAGACUAUAACUCGAUUCUUGAGUAUUGUCUUUGUUAUCCUUCUUUUGCGUGAUGUACUCAUCGGAUUAUCCCAUUGGAUGCAUUUUCCUUUAUGGACAUGUGUUUGUGUUUUGUGAUA